UUAUCUCAUACUCAGCUCAUUACAUUCUUGCUUGAAAUUUGAAAGUGAUUGAUUGAAUUAAGUGAUAAAACAACCAUACAUGGGAAGAUCACCGUGUUGCGAUAAAGCUAAGGUUAAAAAAGGGCCAUGGUCUAAUGAAGAAGAUUCAAUCCUUGUAAACUUUGUUGCGAAUCAUGGCAAUGGAGGCAAUUGGAUUUCACUACCUAAACAAGCUGGAUUGAAUCGAUGUGGGAAGAGUUGUCGAUUAAGAUGGUUAAAUUAUCUUAGACCGGAUAUCAGGCAUGGUGAUUUCACAGAUGACGAAGAUUAUAUUAUAUACGCCCUUUACAACAACAUAGGCAGCAAGUGGUCAGUAAUUGCUUCAAAUCUAACAGGAAGAACAGAUAAUGAUGUGAAGAAUUACUGGAACACCAAGCUUAAGAAGAAGAUAUCAUCAGGAAAAUUCAAGAAUAUGAAUAUUCCCAUGGUUAAUAUUUCUAAACAUAAUAAUACUUAUUAUUCUGGGAGAUCUAAUUCUAGUACAGAAUUAUUAGACAGAAGUCAUCCGUUUCUGCAUAGUCAAGUAGGUCAAGAUGACAUUUUCGACACGAGAAAGGGUUAUGAAAAUUUUAUUCAAAGUGGAUACACUAGUAGUAAUAAUUCAGUGACAGAUCCAGAAAUUUCAAGCUAUUCAGGAUCAUCAAGUUCUGUGGAUGUUAAUCAAAAUAGCUUGGGAUCGAUUACGUCGUUUAAAGGUGAAGAAGAUGAGUUUUGGAUGGAUUUGUUGUCUGAUUCUUUUGAUGAUGUUGUACAUGGUUCUCAACUUGAGGAGAAAAUCAGUGAGAUUGCUUCUCUUUUAGAUGAUUCGUUUAGUUAAAUGGCAUGCAAAAGUAUUCUGCAUGUUUUUUAUAUUUUUUAUUAUUUGUAAUAUUAUUAUUAAUUUAAAGCAACUUUAAGGUAGAAAUCAUAGAAUUAAGGAGGAAAUAUUUUUGAAUUUAAUUGUGACUUUGCAAUAAUUUAAAUGGGAGAAGUGAUAGUUAAUUCACUAAUUAAUGAUACAGAUUGCUAGCUUGCAAAUUGAUUUGUUAUAUAAUUGUUGGUCCUAAAUUCUAUACCAAAU
Molecule: messenger RNA, 1099 nt
Organism: Spinacia oleracea (spinach)
Lineage: Eukaryota; Viridiplantae; Streptophyta; Magnoliopsida; Caryophyllales; Amaranthaceae
Product: transcription factor MYB87
Exons: 3
Coding region: 80-856 (258 amino acids)
Source: RefSeq, a predicted model, not a curated record